CAGAAGUUUGUUUGUUUUUCUCACAGUUCGAAGUUGUGAUCCUAAAAUUACCAAUGUUUUUGUAAAUUUUAAAUACUUAUUUUAAGCUGUUUUGGAAUGAAAAUUUUAAGUUAACCACAAUUAAGGCAACGAAAAUGAUCAUUUGAAAAGGCUGCCACAGCCUGAAAAAAAGAAUACGCAACCAAAACAUAAAAGGGAAUAAAGCUAACGGGAUUUAUGAUCCCAACUCGUACUCACGCGGAGUAGGAAGAAGGAGAGAAGUGGACGGAGAAAGAGGAAGUAGAGGGGAGGAGCAAGUGGAACCAUGUCUAGCGAGGAGAUGCUAUAUGCGCAGGGGUCCAAGAUCUGGGUGCCCCAUGCGGAACAAGUGUGGGAAAGUGCCACCUUGGAGGAGAGCUACCGAAAGGGCGCCGGAUUCCUGAAGAUCUGCACCGAAUCCGGCAGUCUCAAGGAGGUCAAGCUUAAGGCAGAUGGCAGCGACCUGCCACCGCUGCGGAAUCCGGCCAUACUGGUGGGACAAAACGAUUUGACCACCUUGUCCUACCUGCAUGAGCCGGGGGUGUUGCACAAUCUGCGUGUCCGCUUCUGUGAGCGCCAGAUUAUCUACACUUAUUGCGGCAUCAUUCUGGUGGCCAUUAAUCCGUAUGCGGAAAUGCCGCUUUAUGGACCAAAUAUCAUUCGGGCGUAUCGGGGACAUGCCAUGGGCGAUCUGGAGCCUCACAUCUUUGCCCUGGCGGAGGAGGCGUACACGAAACUUGAGCGCGAGAACUGCAAUCUGAGUAUAAUUGUCAGUGGAGAGUCGGGUGCGGGAAAAACGGUGUCCGCCAAGUACGCCAUGAGGUAUUUCGCCGCUGUCGGAGGCUCCGAGUCUGAGACUCAGGUCGAGCGCAAGGUGCUGGCAUCUUCACCGAUCAUGGAGGCAUUUGGCAAUGCUAAGACGACCCGAAACGAUAACAGCUCCCGCUUCGGAAAGUUCACGAAGCUGCUUUUCCGGAAUCAGAUGGGCGUGAUGUACUUGCAGGGGGCCACCAUGCACACCUAUCUGUUGGAGAAGUCUCGGGUGGUGUACCAGGCGCAGGGAGAGCGGAACUAUCAUAUAUUCUAUCAGCUGUGCGCUGCGAGAUCGAAGUACCCGGAAUUGGUUCUAGACCACCAGGACAAGUUCCAAUUCCUAAACAUGGGCGGUGCUCCGGAUAUAGAUCGAGUUUCGGAUGCAGACCAAUUUAACGAAACCGUGCAGGCCAUGACUGUUCUGGGCUUUUCCAUUCAGCAAAUAGCUGACAUUGUUAAGAUUCUGGCAGGUAUUCUCCAUUUGGGUAACAUUCAGGUAUCCAAAAAGUUCAACGAGGGCAGCGAAGAAGAGGACACUGAUUCCUGCGAAAUAUUUCAUAACGACAUCCACCUGCAGAUCACCGGCGAUCUGCUACGGGUGAGCGCCGAGGAUCUGCGUCGGUGGCUUUUGAUGCGUAAGAUAGAGUCGGUCAAUGAAUAUGUGCUGAUACCGAAUAACAUUGAGGCGGCACAGGCGGCGCGAGACGCCCUGGCCAAGCACAUAUAUGCGAAGCUGUUCCAGUACAUCGUUGGUGUGCUAAACAAGAGCCUCAACAACGGUAGCAAGCAGUGCAGCUUCAUUGGCGUCCUCGAUAUCUACGGCUUCGAAACUUUCGAGGUGAACUCGUUCGAACAAUUUUGCAUAAACUAUGCAAAUGAAAAGCUCCAGCAACAGUUCAACCAGCAUGUCUUUAAGUUGGAGCAGGAGGAGUAUCUCAAGGAGGGCAUUACCUGGACAAUGAUUGACUUUUAUGACAAUCAGCCGUGCAUUGAUCUUAUUGAAUCUCGACUGGGAGUGUUAGACCUACUCGAUGAGGAGUGUAGAAUGCCUAAAGGUUCGGAUGAGAGCUGGGCUGGCAAGCUCAUCGGAAAGUGUAGUAAAUUUCCGCAUUUCGAGAAGCCACGCUUUGGCACCACAAGCUUCUUUAUCAAACAUUUCUCGGACACGGUUGAGUAUGACGUGAACGGAUUCUUGGAAAAGAAUCGUGACACAGUCUCCAAGGAGCUGACCCAAGUGCUAGGCGAAUCCAAUAUGUCCCUGGUCAAGCAGGUUAUGACCCUCGAGGAAAUCGACACUUUGAGCGUGGAUGCUGCCAAAUCGUCUACUUUGGGCGGUCGUGUCGUGAUCAGUGCUGGCCGCAAACAGCAAGGGAAUGACACCCGUCGAAGAGUGGUACCAUCCAAGCAGCAUAGAAAGACUGUGGGAUCGCAGUUCCAGGAAAGUCUGUCCUCGUUGAUCUCAACAUUGCAUGCUACAACGCCGCACUAUGUGCGCUGCAUAAAGCCCAACGAUGACAAGAUUGCCUUUAAAUGGGAAACGGCCAAGAUCAUCCAGCAGCUGAGAGCCUGCGGCGUCUUGGAAACGGUUCGCAUUUCGGCGGCGGGAUUCCCUUCGAGGUGGCUCUAUCCCGACUUCUACAUGCGGUACCAGCUACUGGUAUACCGUUCUAAGCUCGACAAAAACGACAUGAAGCAGUCAUGCCGCAACAUUGUGAUGAAGUGGAUCCAGGACGAGGAUAAGUACCGAUUUGGCAACACGCAGAUCUUCUUUCGCGCCGGCCAAGUGGCUUUUCUUGAACAGGUGCGAGCAAAUCUGCGAAAGAAGUACAUAACCAUUGUGCAAUCGGUCGUGCGACGAUUCAUCUACCGGCGGCGAUUCCUUCGCAUCCAAAUGGUAAUCCAUGGAAUCCAGAUGCAUGCUCGAGGCUUCCUGGCCCGCCAGCGGGUCCAGAAAAUGCGUGAGGCUCGGGCGGGGUUGAUCUUGUCUAAAUACGCUAGAGGUUGGUUAUGCCGUCGUCGUUAUUUGCGCCUCCGCCACUCCAUUUUUGGCAUACAGACCUAUGCCCGUGGCAUGAUGGCCCGUAGCAAGUUUCAUGCAAUGCGGGAUCACUACCGGGCAGUUCAAAUCCAGCGUUUCGUUCGUGGAGCUCUGGCACGGCGUGCUUAUCAAAAGCGGCGGCGAAACAUCAUUAUUUGCCAGGCGGCAAUUCGCAGGUUUUUGGCCCGCCGUAAGUUUAAACGCAUGAAGGCCGAGGCUAAGACCAUCUCGCACAUGGAGAACAAGUACAUGGGGUUGGAAAAUAAGAUUAUAUCAAUGCAGCAGCGAAUCGAUGAGCUAAAUCGCGACAACAGCAACCUGAAGCACAAGACCAGCGAGAUCAGCGUGUUAAAAAUGAAACUUGAAUUAAAAAAGACCCUAGAGGGCGAAUUCAAAAAUGUUAAGGCCGCCUGCCAGGACAAGGACAAGCUGAUCGAAGCACUUAACAAACAGCUGGAGGCGGAGCGGGAUGAAAAGAUGCAGUUACUCGAGGAAAACGGUCAUGCGCAGGAGGAGUGGCUCAGCCAGAAGCAGACGUGGCGCCAAGAAAACGAGGAAUUGCGCCGCCAGAUUGACGAGAUUAUUGAGAUGGCAAAGAAUGCAGAGGUUAGCCAGCGUACUCAAGAGGACCGGAUGCUAGCCGAGAUCGACAACAGGGAGCUAAACGAGGCCUACCAGCGAGCGAUCAAGGAUAAAGAAGUGAUCGAGAACGAGAACUACAUGCUAAAAGAGGAGCUCAGUAGGCUCACGGCCGGCAGUUUUACUUUGCACGGACGCAAGGCUAGCAACGCCUCUAGUCAAAACGAGGACGAUGUGGGUUAUGCCUCGGCCAAAAACACCCUGGAUAUAAAUCGGCCUCCGGAUCUGCUAAGUAAAAAUUAUCCGUACAACGACUUCACAAGUCUGGUUGUUAAACUGAGAGCCAUUCUAGAGGAGGAGAAGCAGAAGCACAAGAACUUGCAGGGGCAAUAUAUAAAACUGGCCAACCGCAACAAGCCCACCGAGGAUUCGUUCCGCGUCUCCGAGCUUGAGGUAGAGAACGAAAAACUGCGUAGCGAGUACGAUCAGCUGCGAACGAGCAUUAAACACGGUGUUGAGAUCAACGAGCUCAAUGCCCAGCAUGCAGCCCUGCAGGAAGAGGUCCGUAGACGCCGCGAGGAGUGCAUUCAAUUGAAGGCGGUCUUGUUGCAGCAAAGCCAGUCCAUGAGAUCUCUAGAACCGGAGAGUUUACAGUUCCGGGGAAACGACGUCAACGAGCUGAUGGAGGCCUUCCAGUCCCAGAAGCUCAUCAAUCGUCAACUGGAGUCCGAGCUCAAGGCCAUCACUGAAGAGCACAACAGCAAACUAGUGGAGAUGACGCAGGAUAUUGAGAGAUUAAACAUUGAAAAGGAUGAGCUGCAGAAGGUAAUCUUCGAGAGCAUUGAUGAGUUCGAGGAACCCAAUUUGGAGACUCUGAGGCAAAAUGAUCGUUAUCUGCGGCGUGAACUGCAGAAGGCUGUAGCCCAGUACCUACUCGUACAGGAGGAGUUGAAGUUGGCGAAUGCCAAGCUAAACGCUUACAGACAAGAUGGAGGCCAACUGGAACACAAGCUUGAGGAAGAGAUGAGCCGUAACAAGGCCAACGGAAUGUCCAACGAUGUCGGCGCUAAUGUCACCAAGCAAAAGUCGCAAAAUCCACAAGGUCUCAUGAAGUUCCACAGCAGCGAUCUGGACAAGAUUUUGCAGCGCCUACUAAGCGCCUUGACCCCACGUACAGUUGUUGGUCUUCUCCCUGGUUUCCCAGCCUAUCUCAUCUUUAUGUGUAUUCGAUAUACCGAUCUUACCAAUGCCGAUGAUGACGUGCGCGAGUUGCUGAGCAAGUUUGUGAUACAGAUAAAGAAAAUGCACCGCACGCCGCAUCCUAUUGAGAACCGCGUUAUUUGGCUGGUUAACUCCAUUACGCUGUUGAAUCUUAUGAAGCAAUACGGGGACGUGGAGGAGUACGUGAAGUUUAACACUGAGAAGCAAAAUCAGCAGCAGCUGAAGAAUUUCAAUCUUUUCGAGUACCGUCGCGUAAUUCUCGAUCUGAUAGUAAAUCUAUACCAAGCGCUAAUUAUGCAGAUUCAGGGUCUGUUAGACCCAAAAAUAGUGCCUGCGAUUCUUAAUAACGAUGAGAUUCAGCGCGGACGGCAGGCGCACGGGAUGCGUAGUCGGACUACAUCCAUUGGAGCUUCUUCAUCGCCGGAGCACGGCGGUGGUCCGGCAUGGAAGCAACUGAUCGGACAGCUAGAUCACUUCUAUAAGCAGUUCCAACACUUUGGCUUAAACAAUUGCUAUGCGGAGCAGAUAUUCCACCAACUGCUUUACUUCAUUUGUGCGGUAGCUCUUAAUUGUCUGAUGCUAAGGGGCGACAUUUGCAUGUGGGAGACGGGCAUGAUAAUCCGUUAUAAUAUUGGUUGCAUUGAGGAUUGGGUGCGCAGUAAAAAGAUGUCGAACGACGUGUUAGCACCGUUGGCGCCUCUAAAUCAGGUGUCGCAGCUGCUGCAGUCCCGGAAAAGCGAGCAGGAUGUUCAAACAAUUUGUGAUCUUUGCACAUCACUAAGCACGGCUCAGGUUCUAAAGGUGAUGAAGUCUUAUAAACUUGAUGACUACGAGAGUGAAAUAACGAAUGUCUUUCUGGAGAAGCUUACCAAGGAACUCAAUGCCCGGCAAAUGCAAAAGAGCAAUAGCGACGAAUUUACCAUUGACCAGAAGUUUAUUCAGCCCUUCAAAGUGGUCUUUAAGUAUAGUGAAAUCAAACUGGAAGAUAUUGAUUUGCCGUCGCAUUUAAACCUGGAUGAGUUUCUCACAAAGAUUUGAGCAUCGACUACCCCACGACUAUACCUAUUGUUAAUCGAGAACGUUGCCAUUUGGGAUGAUGUGACUCCGCUUUCUUUUUGUGUAUUAUACGAGUAUAACGAUUGUAGAAAUGAUUAUUGUCCUUAUAUUUAGAGAAUCUAUUAGAUAAUGAAACAAUGCUUAGAGCAGUUUUGCCGAAAUGUGCUUUAGUUCCUGUUUAGUUUAAAUUAGCCUCUUGUUUCCAUUCCGUUUAAAUCCAUUUCAAAUAUCCAAUGGCACCCAUCCCAAGUUGCCAAGUUUAGUUUUUUGUUGUACGAACUAUUUGUAGCAAAGCAAUGGAAGGUUAAGAACCAACCUUUAUAUGUGAAAUGCAAUAAGUACCGGGAGUUAGACUCCUGUCAUAAAAUGAGCAUUCCUUGCCUGAACCUUGUACCUUAGAACAUAAUUAUAUUUAUACAAUGAAUGUACUUAAACAGGCAGAUUUGUUGCCUAAAAAGCUUGUAACACCGAAACUACAGAUGAUAGACUAAGAAGACAGAAGCAAUGCUGUUUCAUUCCAUCGAUUUAUGUAUUCUCAUUUUCUGUGUAGCUUGUAACUUGUAAUUUCUAUUUUCUCGGCCAUGUUAGAAGACUUUAAAAAAGAUUAGCAAACCUAAAAUACGUUGGCAUUUGUUUAAAACAUUCUAAGCAAUUUAUCUAAAGAUAUAAAUAUAUAUUAACAAAUCAA
Molecule: messenger RNA, 6413 nt
Organism: Drosophila eugracilis
Lineage: Eukaryota; Metazoa; Arthropoda; Insecta; Diptera; Drosophilidae
Gene: didum
Product: unconventional myosin-Va
Exons: 18
Coding region: 305-5707 (1800 amino acids)
Biological process (GO): vesicle transport along actin filament; actin filament organization
Cellular component (GO): myosin complex; vesicle; cytoplasm
Molecular function (GO): ATP binding; actin filament binding; microfilament motor activity
Source: RefSeq, a predicted model, not a curated record